UUGCAGAUGGGAGAAGGACGGCCAGGUGAGCAGGGAGCUCUGGGAAAAGGCCGGACAGCAAGGUUUGCUGGGUGUUGCUAUUGCUGAAAAGCAUGGAGGCAUCGGAGCAGAUAUUCUCUCUUCAGCUGUGGUCUGGGAGGAGCAGAUGUAUGUUAACUGUACUGGCCCAGGAUUCAGCCUUCAUUCCAAUAUAGUGAUGCCCUACAUCGCAAACUAUGGCUCUGAAGAACAAAUUAAGCGCUUUAUCCCUGAAAUGAUUGCAGGCAAGUGUAUUGGAGCUAUUGCCAUGACAGAACCUGGGGCUGGCAGUGACUUGCAGGGAAUACGAACGUACGCAAAAAAGGAUGGAAGUGACUGGAUUCUUAAUGGGAGUAAGGUGUUCAUCACGAAUGGUUGGAUGAGUGAUGUAGUGAUCGUGGUUGCGGUUACAAACCGGGAGGCCCGAUCUCCUGCUCAUGGGAUCAGCCUUUUUCUGGUGGAAAAUGGAACAAAAGGUUUCAUCAAAGGACGCAAACUGAACAAAAUUGGCCUGAAAGCUCAAGACACAGCGGAGCUGUUUUUCGAAGAUGUGCGGUUGCCAGCCAGUGCCUUGCUUGGAAAAGAGAACAAAGGCUUCUAUUAUCUCAUGGCAGAGCUCCCUCAGGAAAGACUGCUAAUUGCUGAUAUGGCUCUUGCUGGUUGUGAAUUCAUGUUUGAAGAAACACGGAAUUACGUGAAGCAAAGAAAAGCUUUUGGGAAGACGAUUGCACACUUACAG
This is a messenger RNA of Apaloderma vittatum (bar-tailed trogon), 757 nucleotides long. RefSeq names its product long-chain specific acyl-CoA dehydrogenase, mitochondrial. The annotation marks the transcript as partial. Gene Ontology annotation, biological process: fatty acid beta-oxidation using acyl-CoA dehydrogenase; carnitine metabolic process, CoA-linked; long-chain fatty acid catabolic process. Gene Ontology annotation, molecular function: flavin adenine dinucleotide binding; long-chain fatty acyl-CoA dehydrogenase activity. Gene Ontology annotation, cellular component: mitochondrion. NCBI's taxonomy places the organism in Eukaryota, Metazoa, Chordata, Aves, Trogoniformes, Trogonidae. The record is from RefSeq and is a predicted model, not a curated record. The transcript is spliced from 6 exons.